Molecule: messenger RNA, 1473 nt
Organism: Guyanagaster necrorhizus
Lineage: Eukaryota; Fungi; Basidiomycota; Agaricomycetes; Agaricales; Physalacriaceae
Exons: 5
Coding region: 185-1282 (365 amino acids)
Biological process (GO): protein phosphorylation
Molecular function (GO): protein kinase activity; ATP binding
Source: RefSeq, a predicted model, not a curated record
ACGUUCUUUCUUCGAUGUGUCAUAAUAAUUCCUUGCUGGAUUUCUUGCAACAAUAAGUAGCAACUCACAAUCCCGGUUAAUAUUUCCGCCAUACCGUGGCACAGCAUCGAUCAACCUCAGUUUCCUCCUAUUCGCCUCCUUGAAUUUUAAUAGCUCCGCUGAUAUUGUAUUUUCCUCCCCCAUCAUGGGCGAAUAUUCACUACCACCUUACGGCGCUGCUGCUGACAUUGACCCAACCUGUCAAGACGAUUCCGAUGACGAAUAUGAAAAAGAAGAACGGCUUUACAACGGAGAGCGGAGCAAAGCAGAGAUGCGGUGGGUCGGCAUCGAACCGUUUCUCAAAUCGAAAGGGUAUCUGUUGCCUCCGCGAUUCCAGCCUGACUGGCAACCUUCGUGGCAAGGAUCUAAUGGCAUUCCUUAUGAAUAUGCGGUGGACAGCUUCCCACUUGUCCACCCCAAUGUUAUCGAGGGAAAGAGGGCGUCGGAUGACAAAGGCGUUGUCAUCAAAUCAACUUCAAUACACACAGAAGAGGCCAAGAAAGCGGCACUUCUAGCAGCCAAAGUUGAUUCUUGCAAUCACUGUGUUCCAAUAUGGGAUGUAUUCGAUUUUCCAGGAGAAAGUGAAUGUGUUAUCAUUGUCAUGCCUUUGCUCCACGACAUGUGGAAACCUGCAUUUCACUGUCGUGCGGAGGUAUUCGAGGCUCUACGACAAUUUCUCGAGGGUCUGGUAUUCAUGCAUCGAGAGAAAUACGCUCACAGGGAUGCAGCUAUGAUCAAUAUGACCAUGGAUGUAUCUGAUUUGAUGCCAGGCGGCUUUUCUCUUGCGAGCCAGCAUUUUCCAUUUCUCCUCAAUCUAUACUCCAGUGAUCCCCAUAAUCGUUGCGAAGUUGGCUCUCUACGGUACUAUUUUAUAGAUUUCGAAACCACGACAUAUUGUCCAGAGGGCAUAGAAAAGGCUCGUGUAACGGGAACCUAUGGAUCUGAUCAUUCAAUGCCCGAGAUAUCGGAAGUUGUCCCAUAUAAUCCCUUCAAGCUCGAUAUCUAUACACUCGGCAAUGCGUUCUUAAAGGAGAUGAAGUAUCUCGGCAUGGAGGACUUGGAACCCCUUUUACUGAAGAUGACGGCGCCCGAUCCAGAUGAACGUCCCACCGCUGCGGCCGCGCUUGAAGAAUUGGAUGCAUUAAUAGCAGAGAUAGGUCCCGCCUCGUUGCGACGCCGAACGUACAAGCCAUCGUUUGGCCUUUCAUGGCACUUCUACCGGUUCUGGUCAUGGAUCUGGUAGUACAAGUGUGCCACCAAUACUGGUGUAGAAUAGACCACACUUCUUACAUACUUAGAUUACUUAGGACCUGCUCAUAGGAUAUUUGUACAUAACUAACUUCCAUUCAUGUGGUAACUCGGAAAGAAAAUAAGAGUAUGUAGUGAAAACUAUCAAUGUCUGCCCCGUAUCUGUCUCUGAAGUUGUGAUCUCAA